CCUCCCUCAGCCGUCACCCAUCCCAAAGACUGAUUAGCGCGGCAUCCUUCCACUGACACACCAUGUAAUUUCUGGAGAUUACUGAUUUUUUUUUUCUCUCCCCCCCUCAUCCUGUCUCUAUGUGUGUGUGUUUGCCUCCGCUUCCCUUAAUUUUUGACGCGUCGGUCAGCAGCUCCAGGAGGGAAACGCGUGUCUCCAAAAGACGUUUCCCACCGUGUGCGUCUUCAUAAAGGGCAAGAAGAAGAAGAAGUAGUAGAAGAAGAAGAAGAAGAGGAAGAGGAAGGACGUUAUUUAUCCUCCUUUUUUUUUGUCUGUGUUGUGCUCUGAUGACUAAAAUCUCUCGGAUGGUCGCAGAGGGACUCCGAGCAUCUGGCUGCCCGACGCGGGAUGGAAGCCGCCGUCCACCUCUGACCCAUCAACAGGAGGACGAGACGUUUCAAGGAUAUCAGUGAAGACAAACUGCAGGGGGGGGGAAAAAGAGGGGGUCUUAAUUAAGGGGUAAAAAGAAAAAUAGAAAAAAUACACGCCGAGACGCUGGAUGUGAUUUUUAAACGAGGACAGGCAGGAUUUCGUGCGUUUUUAUUAAUCCAAAGCCACAGAUUCGAGAUCAGUUGCAGGUCCGCUGGAAUGCACAACCCAAUUACGCACGUCUUUUAGCCUCCAGAGACGCACGGACGCGGUGUAAAUAACCUGCCCCACCCCCACCCACCCAUCCACCCAUCCAUCUAUCCACCCCUCUGCCCUCCCCCCUGCAUGCCUUUCACACCGGUGUCAUGUGCUGGUGACCCAUCCCAGCAGCACGGCCACCUGAAGCCUGCCAGCAGCUAAACAAACCAUAUGGCUCACCUGCCGGGCACAAGCACAGGAGGACUUCACUGGAGUGAGCCUGCAGACUGGCGCUCAGUCAUGUGAUGGUGAAACUGCGAGGAAGACAGCAAUAACGCUGACGUGAGGCAAUAAGAUAAUACUAAUAAUUUUUUUAAAAAAAAGAAGUUGAUCAUCAUUCUUCCAAAGCCAAAGACAGCGAGAGGAGACUUCCAGCUGUCACUCCCGCUCACGCUGUGGCUCUGUCAAGAACUGACCCUCCUGGUGUUGUUGUUUCUAUGUCCGGGUCACAUCAGCACUCACACACGAGGGGAGAAGAAGUCAGGGAGUGCUGCUUCAUGUUUCCCAUCGAAGGCAUUCACGCAUGCAACAAUUUGACAUUUUAACAGACUUUUUCUGCACUACCACUCCGGCUCCAUUGCACGGCUCACUCCCUCUCUCUCUCCCUCUCUCUCUCUCUCUCUCUCUCUCUCUCUUUUGCAAGCUACGUCUUCCAUUUUCAGCACAAAACCCUCAGCGGCAUCAACCCUAAAGGUUUCAGUCUUCCGGUAGCUUUUAUUGCUAAUCACUGACAGUGCCACUUAUCGACCGGCCUGUGGAGUCCACAGUACUGGAGGUCUCAUUCUUAAGGGCGUGCCACAGAGUAUAAAUAGUUGAACAAAGGCCUCUUUUGGAGGGACAACAGGCCGAAACCUGAAACCCGGUGUGAUUCCUCCCUCUGGUAACUCUACACGCCGGCACACUGACUCUGCAGCAGCACAGAGUGAGGGUGAGCAGUCGAGGCUGCAGGGCACACGCCCUCCACACUGCUGCUGCUGUCAGAGUGUUCAGGUGCUUAAGAAGGCCAGAUCAGCAAGAAGACCAACCCACCCCUCCUUCCAGCCCUCCUUCCAUCCUCAGCUGAAAGAAGAAGGGGGGUAAAAACAGGAGGAGGAGGAGGAGGAGAAGAGGAAGAAGAGGACACCACACCCAGAGGAGUCUCGUCUUCUCACCUCCCCAGUCUCUUAAUCACAGCCGGGACACCUCUGGCAUCCAAGUGCUCAUCGCCCAAGUUGGAAUAGCUGCUGUAGAUCUGUCUUGUGUCUCCUGUUCUGAGGUGUGUGUGUGUGUGUGUGUGUGUGUGUGUGUGUGACAGAGAGAGAGAGAGAGAGAGAGAGUGUGUGGUGUGUUUUGACGCCGCUGAGAGUCGCCACCGGUCGUCUCUCUCCUGUCAGGAUGUCUGCAGAACAGGAGCUGCUGCUGCUGCUGCUGCCUCUGGUCCUCCUGGCGCUUCAAGCGCCUCUGUGCCGUGGAGCCUGCGUGGAGGUGGAGUCGGACACAGAAGCCGUCGCCAGCAAAGGCUUCAAACUGGGCUGCAUCUCCUGUAAGAUGAGGGCCGAGGUGCCCGCUGUGACCACGGUCGACUGGUUUUACAGGGCGACAAAUGAUGCCGAGUUCUCUGACUUGUACCACUAUGACUAUGAGAGCGAAAUUAAAGGAGAGGUGCUUGACGAACGUUUCGAGGACCGCCUGCACUGGAAUGGCAGCAAGAGCACCACCGAUCUACAGGACGGCUCCAUCUACAUCCUCAAUGUGUCCUUGAACGACUCGGGAACCUACCGGUGCAGAUUCAACCGCGUUCUCAAGUAUCCCAACGAGUACGAGUAUCAAACCAACACCACCAAGGAUGUCCACAUUAUUGUGGUGCGGCAGCUCACCAGGGGACUGGCAUCCAUCUUGUCUGAGGUGAUGAUGUACGUCUCCAUCAUCGGGCUGCAGCUCUGGCUGGUGGUUGAGAUGAUUUACUGCUACAGGAAGAUCGCGGCAGCCGGGGAGGAAGCUCUGAGAGAGAGCGCGGCGGAGUAUUUAGCUAUAGCAUCGGAAAGUAAAGAUAAUUGCGCAGGUGAACAAGAGGCAGAAUAGCACCGGUCGAGGAAGAACUCAAGGCGGCUUCCUUGAGGAUCCUCACAUCCACUCUCACGCCCUCUCCUCUCACCGUUGCUCACCUCCCACCAUCCUCUCCACGUGACGGGAUAAAAGGAACCACAGAGAGGAGAGAGGGAUCUUCAUAGGAAGGUUUUCUAAGUGACUCUCUGCCAAAGGAUUUAAAAGGACUGAACUGUGUCCCGUUCUGAGGGACAGGAGGGAUGCAUCAGGUCCAACAGGACAGAGGGGGAGAGCAGCAGUGUAUAUACGUGUAUAAGUAUGCACAGAUAAUCCUUGAACACAUGUAGAGUAUAUCAUAGGCCUACGCUGUAUAUCCACUGACUGCAUGCUAACGAGCUUAUCAAGAACAGCUGACAUCAAGCUUCUGACGUUCUGUCAGCCGUUUAUUUUUAAUCCGUUUUGUCAUAUUUCAUUUCACACCGUGCGUUGGCGUCAGGGUUUGACCGUUAAACGUUUUUAUAACUGAACCGGUGCCAGUGUUUCCUUGUUUAUGAAGCUAUGGUGCAAAUAAAAACGUUUGUAAUGGUAAAUCAAAACCCCACAACGACUAGAGGGGCAAUCAGUAGAGCGCAUACCUCCACCAAGGCCUGAUAGGCCCCUUUUUGUACUCCAUCUGCCUAAAUGUGCUUGAUUUCAGGUCAAGGAUCAGUUUUUGGAUUAGCGUCCAUACAUCAUUCCCAGAGAAAGUAAUAAAAAUGUUGAAAAAUGCCCAAGAAAAAAAGUUCCUGGAUUCAUCCCUUGAUUCGGAUUUGCACCAAAGUUUAAUGUGGUCUAACAAGUAUCAUGGAAACUCGCUAAACAGUUUAUGUGUGAUCACAAACCAACCAACAAAAGGAAAGUAUUUCAUUAAAUUCCUAAUUUAGACCAAAGCGUGACACAAUAAAUGUCCAAAGAAACAUAACUGCACAACGUCACCGGAUCAGUGGUAGCCACACAACCGUAUAAUCUUCAAGGACACAUAUCGACAUAUUCAUAAGCCAGAUAAAUUACUAACUACUAACUAACUAAUUAAAACUGGUCUGACCCUGACUGACAACACAUCACCUUUUACUUUCCUCCCCCAUAUGUUUUCAUUUUUAAUACACAGAGUCAGAGAGCAGAUUUGAAUGAAGGCGGAUGUGAGAUGAACCUGCUGUCCCUUUUUGGAGCAGCUGUGAGAAACAGUGAGUCACGAAUGUCACACAUCAGGUGAAAGUCGUGAUAUCUUAAUUGUAGCUGCAUGUUUAGACGCCACAACUCAACAGGAACGUGUUCGCCCGUCUGUCUCGCGUUUUACCUCGGGAUCACACGCUCACACGCCUGCACGCCGAGAGACACGUUACCACUGUCGAACAUGAACUCUGCUCGAUGUUUCAGGUCGUCACUGGAGGGUGUUGUUAAGAGCUCUCAGAUGAAGGGACACGCCGACAUUAGGCACUGAAAUAUACAGAAACGUAGCACCGGUCAUGUUUUAAAGGAAAGGUUCACCCAAAAAUUAACAAAAAAAAAUAAAAAUGUUUUGUGGACCUGACUUUACAUCAGCAUGAGAGUAAGAGGAUCAAGACUGAAUUUUGUUCUAACACUGGACUGGGGGAGCAUGUUCAUGUUUUUGCUGUGUUGCACUUGGUCCUGAGGACUUAUAAUGAUAAAGAAGCAAAUUCUGUACAACAAUUUAGAGCAACAUUUCAGCGGAAUUCUCCUUUAAUCAAAGCAUAAUGGCGAGCCUUUUUCUCAGACCACCUCCCUGUUUCAACCCGCAGCAGCACUUCGGGUUUUAGCGCUGAGAAAAUCUCUCCGUAGAUUUUGGUCAUUGGGACAAACAUAUUAUUUUCUCAGUUUUCACGCGAUUAAAAGUUACAUUUUAUUUGCUUUCCCAAGAUCAUAUGAUAAGUUCCUCUUACAACCCCACAUCAAAAGACCCGAACUAUCUCUUUAACCUUUGGGGAAUAAAAAAGGGAAAUUAAUUAAUUUAUCUCGCUACAGCGAAGCUUGUUUUGUUGUGAUGUAAAAAGUGCUGCUUUGCCAAUUUAUCCAAAGCGUCGCUUUUAAAUCAAAAAUGUUCUGCUGAUGUUUAAUCCUGCACAGGUGUCUCAGUGUCUUUGUAGAAAACUUAAGGGCUUGUCAAACUGCUGAUUAUCUAACUGCUGUGGGCAAACGUACCACAAAACCUGAUCCAGUGUGCCUCCCGGUGUGAAGCCAGUGGAAACCAAAAAGGAGAGGAAAAAAAAAAAAAAAAGGAAAGAAGCCUCGUCACAAACCUUUGAGGUGUGUAGCAGCGGUGCUUCUCUUCCCGGAUGGCCGGUUGUUUACUGUUGGUGAACACUUAGAUGGCAGCCGAACACUGCCACUCUGCACGUUUACUGCUGAGCUGUUUUGUACCAAAAGAGAGAGUUUGAUACAUUUUGAGAUACUGAGAAGGGAGCCAAAAAAAAAAAAAAAAAAAAAAACUGAUGCAAGCUUACUGAUCAAAAAAGCAAAAGGCUGCAAUAUAAUUUUUUCAGAAUAUAGGCAAGAUUUCUCCACUGACGGCAAUUUCAAACACUGCCAACCGAUGGGGUUUAACUUUUUGGGCAUGCAUCAGUUUAUGUCAUCCUGACGCCUUUUCUUUCCUGCACAGAUGAAGCGACGAGCGAAACGAACAACCACACUGCUCCCCACGCCGUUGGUCUGCUUUGUGUCCACGUGUUUUCUUUCAGCAACCUGUUCAUGUGUAGGUGUGGAAGUGUUGCUUGCCAAAAAGAUAAAAGAUGGGAAAAAUGAAUAAAUAAUUAAAAAGUGAUACACAGAAAGAAAUAAAGAUUCUCGUGAGGAAAACCAGUCGUGUCUCCCUCGGAUGCCUUCGAUCGUACAGAACACGGUGCAUGUGGUUGAAAGCCAGAAAUGGAUCAGAAUCAUGUUCUGGUGUGAUCUAUAAAUUCACAAACUCAGUCUCAUCUUUUAAAAACAAACCCCACUUAUUUAACUUUGAAAUCUGCAAUAACAAUGACCCGCCAGUGCCUGCACUAAUAUUUUUUUGGCUUACUGUGAAAGCUUCAUAUCCCUGAGAUCUGUACAGCCUGAGCUUAAACGUCAUGUUAGUCAAUAAACAACAAUGAGUGAUACAAGUAUUAAAAUUGUGUUGUAAAUUAAUAAAAAACAUAUAAUCUGACGUUUUCAUAGUUUCUUUUACAGAAUAAAUAUAUAAAAACAAAUUGAUCCAAAAGAUUUCUAAGCGUAGAAACGUCAACAAAAUGUUUGUUAGCGCUCUACAACUGUGUACAUAUUUUAGUUUUUCAGAUAUGCUGAUUUUUCAUGCAGAGUACAAAGAUGUUUUGAUGUUUUAUCUGCAAUAUGUUUUACUUCCUGGUGUCUCUUCAUCUGCCCACAACGACAAAACACACCUGGAUCAAAACUAUAAAAUACACUACAAUGUCUCUCAGUCUCUCUCUGACAGCCUCUCUGCUCUCGUCCCAUCACUUUGUUUAGCAAUGUAUAUCCGUGUGUAGAGCAACGACGCCAUCAUGUGUGAUCUGUUCCCGCUGUAAAAAAAGAAAAACUGCUCCAGCUGUUCUUAUUUUAGGUCGAUUUAAACAGGAUCAAGUCGACAAAAAUGUGUCAUAAUAGUUCUACAUAAAUAAAGAUUAUUGUCAUUCUUAUAUUAUCAGAUAACUACAUGAAACAUCUUACUUUAAAAUAACAAGAUAAACAGUGUAUUAUCAUUGCUUAAAAUGUUUUUUUUUGUUUGUUUUUUUGCUACAACAUAAUAGCAAGACAGUAGCAGACCACUGGGCUCAUUGUGGACGUUGUAAAAAGAAAUGAUCAAAACUGGUGCAGCAGAACCAGAGGUGUCACUUUUUUAUUCCACCCAUUCUUUUACUCACUAAACCUGGUGCCUACACUACCCACAAUGCAACUUAACCACUGUGUGAAGUCAUUGGGGGACAUUGCAGCUUCCUCUGAAGCCUCAAAAGGCUUUUUAUUAAAAAAAAAAAAAUCAAUUUAAGCACUAGCAUUCCCCAGAACCUGUAAGACACACUUUGAUGUGUAAAAUUGGUGGAAUUAACCUUCAUCCAGCAUUAUAGUUGUUUUUCAUUCUGUACACUUGGUGGGAAGUAAACGAGCCUUGAUGUCACCCAUCAGGCUCAGUGCUUCAAUCCAAGAGUCCGAUCUUUGCUGAACAGCAGCUGCAGCAGUGUUUUCCCAGCAGAUUCUGGGAUUCAAACCCGUCUCCUCUGGUUAGACGAACUCGCUGCUAGAGAGAAAUGACCUGGACGUGUUCAAAGACGGCAGUCAGUGCUUCCGCCUUGUGAAUGAAUUUUCUUGCACAGAGAAUCUCUCUUUAGACAAGAACUGUUGAGUGGACAGAAUUCAGAACAUUUCUGGAGCUUCAAAGCAAAACAGUGCUGCAUCAUUCUCCCCGUUUUAUAAUGUAAAAAAAUAAUAAUAAUAAUAAUCCAGCAUAAUCCAAGUCGUUUUUAACGCCCUCAGCAUGCUAAUGCUUUUAGCUUAGCAACUACAGAAUUUUUUUUUGCUUACAUAAAGGUUUUCUUUCCCAUUUUUAAAAUCUGUUUUAACACAUCUAAAUGUGGCAACGUUCGCUGUGAGGCUCCAAAAAUGUUUUGUGGACAACUCGAUUUCACGCGACUUUCCUUUUGCAUGAAGGUGAUCUUAUGAUGACAAAAUUUCACUUUUUGGGUGAACUUUUCAUUUAAGUUACAGGAGCCAAUCUUUUGUCGAGCAAUAUUCAUCCUUGAUUUAAAUCAAGGAAUGAUUUUAUACUUAAAAAUAUAGUUUUGUGAUUCAUCAGAAGUGUUUUCCUGGUUUUAAAGGCUGCAGUGAAGUAUGAAUUUUCUGAACUCAGUCCGUUCCAUUUGUGUAAUACUUGCCUUUACCCACUCACUUUUACUGUGAAGACCAUCCAAUUACUUUUUUUUAACCAAAUAACAGACAAACAGCUCUUCUGUAAUCUGACCCAAAUCUUUUUAAGGUGAAAAACACACACAGACUCAAAGACGACCAAGGAGUUGAUGCAUGUUUUAGAACUUUUCAUUUCUCUCCAUGUCGUGGUGUACAAUCACAUCUUUACAGUACAUUCUCAUCCCCGCUCCUGAACCAACUCUCUCUCUUUACCUCAGUCUACCCCAGACCCUCCCUCCCCUCCCUCCCCCUUAAUAAAUAUUACACCCUUUUGUUAUCCGCGGCUGGCCACGCACAGCACGGCCCACAUGCUUCUGUAGCCGACGUUUUCAGUGAAACAGAGAGAGAGAGAGCAGGUGAGGAGGGGGGGCACGUAGAGGAAAGAGAGGAAGAGUGGAGCUGAGUGAAGAGAGGAAGGAAACGGUGCAGACGGGUGAGUUGUGUUCACAUAAUCAGAGGCCAGAGUCAGGCGGACGGAGAGGACUGGCUGAAAACAAACAGCAAAUAAAGUCGAUAGAAAAUGGAAAAAAAAAAAAAAAAAAA
Messenger RNA from Acanthopagrus latus (yellowfin seabream), 8169 nucleotides. It is a transcript of the gene scn1ba, whose product is annotated as sodium channel, voltage-gated, type I, beta a. NCBI's taxonomy places the organism in Eukaryota, Metazoa, Chordata, Actinopteri, Spariformes, Sparidae. Gene Ontology annotation, cellular component: voltage-gated sodium channel complex. The record is from RefSeq and is a predicted model, not a curated record. The coding region runs from base 2041 to 2727 and encodes 228 amino acids. Gene Ontology annotation, molecular function: sodium channel regulator activity. The transcript is spliced from 6 exons. Gene Ontology annotation, biological process: sodium ion transport; cardiac muscle cell action potential involved in contraction; regulation of heart rate by cardiac conduction.